Molecule: messenger RNA, 1300 nt
Organism: Branchiostoma floridae (Florida lancelet)
Lineage: Eukaryota; Metazoa; Chordata; Leptocardii; Amphioxiformes; Branchiostomatidae
Exons: 5
Biological process (GO): signal transduction; regulation of apoptotic process
Cellular component (GO): extracellular region
Molecular function (GO): protein binding
Source: RefSeq, a predicted model, not a curated record
GUCCGAGAAAGCAGAGUCACAGAUGGGUUCAGUUCAGUUAUUUCGUCUGUUUUGCAGGAUGGCAGGUCCGGUCCGAGAAAGAGUCACAGCUGCCGACAGACGCCAGUUUGAUUUUGUUCAAACCUUGCUACGUAUUUCUGACAAACUGACAGAAGAGGAAACGACAAUCAUGAAGUUGUGCUGUCUGCAUCUGAUCCCUAAAAGACAGGUGACACAACUCAAGCGGGCGCUGGACGUUUUCCACAAGCUGAUGGAACUGGAAAAAAUCGACCAGGAGAACUUGGAGUUUAUUGAAGAGAUCCUGGAAAGAAUCGGACGACAGGACCUGAUUCGGGACGUUCUGUGGCCGUUCCAGCCCCCGGACCGAGAGAUUCCGGAAAAUCCCGAACUCCAGCCGGAAAAGCCCGAUCUCCAGCCGGGAACAAGUCUGGAAGGUACGACAGCAGAUGGUGAUGUGCUAGGAUACUUCGACGAUGUUAUCGAGCAAGUCAGCAACAAGUGGGAUGACCUGGCCCGGAGGCUGGGAUUUCACGAUAACGAAAUCAAAGUAAUCCGAGAAUUGGAGCGUGACCUUGAUCACAGGUGCAGGGAAAUGCUGACCAGGUGGAGAAACAGGGAGGGAAGUAGAGCUACUCUGCAGCUCCUGAAGCAAGCCUUGGAGAACAUCGGUGAAACUCGGACAGCAGAGAGCAUUGCAGGAAACGCCACGUCUAACAUCUACCUGGACGUGCACGGUCAGGUGCGCAUGAUCCAGGAAACUCUAGAUCAUCUUAAAAACCGCCUGGCAACGUUAUGUGGCACCAGAAGGUCACAUGUCAUGUAUAGAGGUUACAAGAAGCACAAGAGCAUCCUGGUGCACUUCUCCAUACCGCGGGAGAACACGGCGGUGCUGAGGCACAUGGCGGAUCACUCCGACCCGAGACUUGUCUACAUGGGCGUCAAGUCCCUGCAGAUCGAUGCUGAAGUUCCCAUCAAAGUCCAACAGGGGGCGCCGUUGUACGAUAUCAAGAGACAACUGCCUGUUGAUGACAUCGAGGUGGGCUGCAGUACCAGAAACAAAAACCAGAGGGCGCCCCACAGCUGGACCCGCCUGUCUGCCCUGAACCUGUUCUCGGACGCCCUGCCGCUCCAUCUGCAGGCAGCCGCGAGUCUGGAGUACCAGGGCUUCUCCUACAGCCUGGUCCAGGCUCUGGUGAAGAAGGACCGGCUCAGAGAACACCAGAUGAGGCAGGCCAUCCAGAACCUCAGGAACGCAGAGGUGGAUUCCAACACGCUCCGUCAGAAGGCAGAGGUGGAUUCC